This is a messenger RNA of Dicrocoelium dendriticum, 913 nucleotides long. NCBI's taxonomy places the organism in Eukaryota, Metazoa, Platyhelminthes, Trematoda, Plagiorchiida, Dicrocoeliidae. The record is from the annotation of a GenBank genome assembly.
UGCAGACGGUCUUUGUCCUUGAUGCAUCGGCUGUAUCAUUCACUUCCUAAGAAAUGUCAUAAUGUUGCCAUGAUAUUGCAUGGUUGUGGUGUCUACGAUGGAAGCGAGAUUAUCGAGGCUACGAGCAUGCUCAUUCACUUAAGCAGGCAAAAUGUUAACGUGUCCAUGUUUGCACCGAAUAUUAAUCAGAUGCACGUGAUCAACCAUCUGACGGGUGAGCCCAUGCAUGAGACCAGAAAUGUACUAAUCGAAUCUGCGCGAAUUGCUCGAGGACAGGUUUCUCCUUUGGCUCAAUUACAAGUGAGCAAUUUCGACGCACUCUUUAUUCCUGGUGGCUUCGGGGCCGCAAAGAAUUUAUCAAAUUUUGCAGAAAAGAGCGCAGACUGCACCAUUUUACCCGAAGUGGCAUCUGUCUUGAAACAGUUUCAUGCAUCUAUGAAGCCCAUUGGGAUGUGUUGUAUCGCGCCGGUUCUUGCUGCGAAAUGCUUGCCCGGAGUUGAGUUAACAAUGGGGGGCGAUUCUGAACAAGGUGGACUUUGGCCCUACGCAGGUGCUUCUCAGGCCGCAAGGCAGAUGGGAGCCAAAGUAACACCCACGAACGUGGCCGAUAUCCACAUAGACGAAGAUAACAAAUUAGUCACCACUGCCGCAUUCAUGUGUGGCAAGGCCUCCAUCUCGGACAUAUUUGACGGCAUCGGCGAGCUAGUGAGCGCCGUCAUUCGCAUUUGACCUGCAAUAAGAAAACUGCGCACCCAUCGGCAUGCUGUCUGCCUCACAUCUGUCCGGUGUCAUGUUUACAACGUGCAACAUUGUCGACGAACCUCUCACUCUUCAUACCAUUCGCACUUUUAAUCGCUGACAGAUGCACUGGUUCUGUUCUACUUACUGAAUACUAGUUAGAACUAUUUUCGCU